UUUGGUUGUUGCGAUGUUUAGCAGAUGUUUGGCCGUUUUUUCGCUCGACCGUGUGCCUCGUCUCGUUCCAUUGGUCGCUCCGUAGUGGUUUGAGAUUUUGAUUUUUUUUCCGCCCGUCCGUCUUGGUUUGACGUUUGUCAGGCGAAUCGCCGACGACGACGCAUCACAUCGAGUGAUAGUGUCUACCCGGACCGGUAAAGUAGUUGGGGCGAUUGUUUUGUACCUAUUUCAAUCUUUUCGUUUUCGUUUUUUUUUGUUUUCAUUUUUUGGUUUUUGAAAUAGAAUUUGUGUAUCUGUCUGUCACUGUUAUUGUCGUCGUUGUUUUUGUUGUUGUUAUCUUCUUAUCGCAUCCACCUUUCGUGUAAAUGAAGUUUAUCUAUGUACAGUACAUCAUCGUGGUGUCGGUUUUGUUUGGUGUUUUGCCGUCGCUAUAAUUGCGAUCAUAACGGAUUACGGCAAUAAUUUGCAUGGUCGACGGAAGUUCACUGUUCACUUGCGAAUUGCGAUACGAUACGAGAACGUGUAGACGUGAAUAAAUAAAGUACCUAUAAAGGUGUGUGUGUGUUUUUUCGAAUUAAAAGACCACAAGCAACACGAAUACUUUUAAAUAUCCACCCGUUGCCGUUACAAAGUGGAAAACAUCUUUGACGACGAACGCGACGAGCAGCGAAAAAAACGAAGACAACCCAAGAACACAUCCAUAUCAGUUUUAUAUCGGUUUUACGAGCAAAGAGCAAACAUACAUUGCACUUUGUGUAGAGAUAGUAGUUAGCCUACUACCUAUAAUUGUUGUUGUUGUUGUUGUUGUUGUUGGUGGUGUUGCUUCUGUUCAGUGUAAGUUGUGUUAUAGUAGUUGGUACUUAACUGUGACUCCUCUCUAAUGACAACCAAUCGACGGUAGGUGUGGUUGGGGCAUCAUACAUCGUGUGCACUGUCUGUCUAGCUUUUGGUUUUAUAGUGCUGCCGCCCCCUUUAACAAGUCGUUAAAACAGAGGAAAAAGAAAUAUAAAAAAAAAAAAAAACAAAAAUGAAAAUGAAAAGUAUUACAGCGUCUAUGUUUUACUUAGUUGUAAUCGAUGUCGUUUGGUCGGUUAUCGGACAGGCAACCAAUUAAAAAAAAAUCAGCUAAUGAAUCGCGCGCUUGAAUUUUAAAAACCAACCCCAAAAUUUUUUACGUGCGUCGCGUCUUGGGGGUUAGUUAUUUGCUCCAUAUUUGUUUUUUUGUUUGUUUUAAAGCAAGGGUUAACUACUUACCUGCCCAUUUAUUGGUUGUGAAGUGGUAUUUUGAAAUUAAGUGAAUAAAAUUCAUGUUAAGUUGUUGUAAAAGGUGUAGGUUUUCAAUCUUUCAUUUUAGCCAACCAAGCAAUACUCUUACAAAACUUACCUCUCUUCUUAAAUUUUGGGUAAAUUCACCUUAAAUAAUAAGUAACGAGAGAAUAGGUACUCCACACCGCUUUUACCUACAAUUUAAGGUAUUGCUACACGAUAUCUACUCAAAUAAAUUUGUAGAAGGAAUAUUUUUAAAAUACCAUUUGAAUGGUUGAGACUUUGCGCUGCGACAUGUCACAUUUUUCGCUGAGAGGAUCACCAAAUAAUCAGAACGCCGUUUCAUCGAGUCCAUCAUCUCCACCAUCCGCUGCAUCUGCCACUGUGCCAGUAUCGAUGGCUGUAACAUCAACAGUGCCGCCUGGGGCACGUAGUGCAUCGCCAUGUUCUGCGGCAACUCCAUACGGCCAACCAAAUACACGAUGCUGUGAUAGUGGACGAACAAUAUUCACCGAUCCAAUAACCGGACAAACGGUGUGUUCGUGUCAAUAUGAUUUGUUAAAUUACCCGCGAUUAGCAGCUGCCGGUGGACUAGUUACUGCCACUGGUCCCGGUGGUGUACCAUUGGGUGUAUAUCCAGAAGGUAUGGCUGCAUAUUUAUCUGGUAUGGGAGCCGAACAACCAUCUUUUUAUGCGAAUCCGGCUGGACUGGAUCUUAAAGAAAAUCUAGUCGGAGGUGGAGCGCCUUGGCCAUAUCCCUCUGUGUAUCAUCCUUAUGACGCUGCUUUUGCUGGCUACCCUUUUAAUAGUUAUGGCAUGGACUUAAAUGGUGCUAGACGAAAGAACGCAACCCGCGAAACAACAUCAACCCUUAAAGCCUGGCUGAAUGAGCAUAAGAAAAACCCUUACCCAACGAAGGGUGAGAAGAUCAUGUUGGCGAUUAUAACGAAAAUGACUUUGACUCAAGUGUCUACGUGGUUUGCGAAUGCCCGCCGGAGACUGAAAAAAGAAAAUAAAAUGACGUGGGAGCCAAGAAAUCGUGUUGAUGACGAUGACGCGAAUGUUGAUGAUGACGAUCAUAAAAGUAACGACGACAAGGAUAUGCUAGGUGACGCCAAAGAUUCUGGUCUUGGAUCGACUGAAGACAACGAUCGCCAGUCACAUCGCCUCGAUAUGCUAGACAGACCCGAAGGCAAUAACAGCGAAUGGUCUGGGUCUCGGCCCGGAAGUCCAAACGGCUCACCUGACAUAUAUGACCGCCCCGGCGGUGGUCAUCCGCUCUUCCAUCCGGCGGCGUUACAUCAUCUACGACCCCCAGCUGGUUCGCCACCCGAUCUGAGCCAUCACCUUCACCAUCCCCUUCAUCAUCCAUCGAGUGGCAGCACUAAUUCCAGCUUAGUAUCGAAGCCCCGAAUAUGGUCACUCGCCGAUAUGGCCAGCAAAGAUGGAAAGGACAGCAAAGAUGGUUCGGGGAGUGAAGGAGGCGGCAACGGGAAUCCGCCCCCACAUUCUAUAUAUGGUCACCCGCAACAACAUUCUUCACCCGGAAAAAUCCUAUCCCCACUAGCUGCCCGCAUGCCAAAUUACUCACCUUAUGCGAGGCCAGAUCUGUAUCGUGGUUUCUAUGGGCCGACAGCUGCGCAUUUGAGCGGACCCUCACAGGAAUUCCUCGAACACCACAGAUCCUUCAAUGCCCAACUGGCGGCGCACAACGGCCUCAGUAUGAAUCCGCUGCUUUGGAAAGCUGCUGUUUCAUCAGCCGGCGGCGGCCCUCCCUUCGCGCCUCUAAGUCUAACAACGAACCACCACCAUGGGGUUCCGCCGUCGGGUGCGUCACCAUCCGCCUCAAGUACAUCUUCGUCGAUCGGUUGUGAUGCUCCGCCAGCAGUCUCGUCUAAUCAGGGUCACCAAGGACAAAGUUCACGGCAUUCGACGUCCUCCUCUUCGUCGGGAAAACUCUCACCACCCAUUAACGUCACGACGACGGGCAAGCCAUGACCUUUAACACUGUCAUCAUCAUCGCCUCCAGCAUUGCAACAGCAACAACAACCACCACCACCACCACAACCGUCAUCCUCCUCAUCAGCAGUAGUAUCCACCUCGUCUUCGUCGUCGUCGUCAUCGCAACAACACUCGCAUCUCCAACCGAAUCAACUUUCCGCUUUCCGGUCGUUGGUUGCGUUUCGCGAACAGCCCAAACUAACUCUUCGGCCAUAAAUCGGUUCGGUGUUGCCGUGAUGCAAAAAAACGCUUUUUUUCUCUUUUUUCACGAAUAAAAAAAGGAUAAAGAAAUGGAAAAUCUUUCGGACAAUAAUUUACAUGUGAUUUAUUUGUAUUUCAUUCGAAAAUACAUAAUUUUUAGGAAGCGGAUGUUUAGAAAAAAAAAAAAAUUAUAAACUUAAAAACAAAUAAGAAAAAUGAAAGUCAUUUAAUCCCUUUUUGAGACAUUGUGUCCUUGUUUCUCAACACCCUGAUACCAGUUCGCGGAUUUAACUUAUGCAAUCAGAGCUUAUAGGACGUAAAUAUUCAAAAACAAAAAAAACACAAAAAAUCUUGAAAAGAAAUUCAAACAAAACAAAAGCAAAACAAAAAAAAAAACUCAAAAAGUACUAGAUUAGCAAUAAACCAAAAUGUACCAUAAUUAUAUAGCAUUGAAUUAAUUGAAUAUAAAAGAAUUUAUCUAUAAACAAAACAUUAAAAUCCUAAAAAUCGUGAGUUGUUUUAGUUAAAUUUCUCAAAUUUCAUUUUUUGAGCGGCACAUUUAUGUAUAUUAUUAUUUUUUUCGUUCUCUAAAAAAAAAAUUAUAUAAAUAAAAGUAAUUAAUUUUUGUUUCAAUUUAAUUGAAUUCUGUAUUUAUAACUAAUAAAUUCUUGUGCAUGUGUGAAAAUAUUUCGACUAAAGUUGUAUGUAAAUAUUAGUAACUAAGCCUCCCCUAAAAAAAAAAACAAGCCCAGGAUUCCUUUUGCCCUCUCCCUCGUCCUCGCCCAAGCCCCCUCGUCAAUAACUAUCCCUUGUGUGAAUUUGUAAAUUCGUCAUUUGCACCAUGUAUAUGUAAAUAUUAGAAUUUAAAAGAGAAUGUUUUUUUGUUUUCAUUGAACUAAGCCAUCAAUCGCAACCAAGUCAAGUCUGCCCCGUAAUUUAGAAGAAAAUAAAACAAAAUUACAGUAAGAUUCACUAGGUUAGAUACAUUUUUUUAAGAAUGUUUUAACUUUUGCUUUUUACAAACUGAUUGAUUCCUGCAAAAUUGAGGUGAAGCUCGACAUUCUUAACUUGAAAUGUCUGACCAACGUUAAGAAGUGAAGAAACAGUCUAAAAAAAUGUAUCUAAGCAAGUGACACGCACUGUAGCACGUCGACAUAUCACGAAUAAAGCGGUGAGAUUUAAUUGAUGGUGAUGAUGGUGGUAAAAUUUUGUUUGACAGCAACGUCCUUUGUAUCCUUUUUAGAAUUAAGUUCAACUUUUUGUUCCUCUCUUGUAUUCAUACUAAAACAAUUGUUUAUUUUUUAAUAUAAAUAUUUUAUUUUUUUUGUUUGCUGUGUAACUUGGUUGUAUAAUUUUUAAUAUAAAAAAUUAAAUACACACACACACAUCAGUGAACGAAAUGUGCGUUAUGACGUUCAGUUAAAAAAAAAAUAAUGUAAAUUAAAAAAAAAACACAUAAAAAUGGUUAAAAAACAUACUUUAAACAAAAACAUGUAUAAUGUUUAAAAGAACCUGACACAUGGUUAUUUUGAUAAAUUAACAAAACAAAACGAGGAAUAAGCCAUGUGUCCCAAAGUAUGCAAACUUUAGCUGAAUGAGACGCAACGGAUAUAACGUAACAGUGUACUAUAAAAUAUGAAACAUAUAUAAAUAUAUAUACAAACUAAUAUUAGGUAUUAUUUAAUUGAUAAAUAAAAAAUAAGAUGUUAUCACUAAGAAUAAUUAUUAUUAUUAAUAGAAAUGAUAAUAUGUUAAAUAAAAACAAAUUAAAAAAAAAAAAACAAAAAAAAACAUUAUAAUAAUUAUAUAAGAAAAAAAAACAACAAUAAGAAAAUAUGAAAAGAUUUUU
This is a messenger RNA of Eupeodes corollae, 5317 nucleotides long. It is a transcript of the gene mirr, whose product is annotated as homeobox protein caupolican. Gene Ontology annotation, biological process: neuron differentiation; cell development; regulation of transcription by RNA polymerase II. Gene Ontology annotation, molecular function: RNA polymerase II cis-regulatory region sequence-specific DNA binding; DNA-binding transcription factor activity, RNA polymerase II-specific. Gene Ontology annotation, cellular component: nucleus. NCBI's taxonomy places the organism in Eukaryota, Metazoa, Arthropoda, Insecta, Diptera, Syrphidae. The record is from RefSeq and is a predicted model, not a curated record. The coding region runs from base 1537 to 3264 and encodes 575 amino acids. The transcript is spliced from 5 exons.